Messenger RNA from Oryzias latipes (Japanese medaka), 2172 nucleotides. RefSeq names its product solute carrier family 22 member 2. The record is from RefSeq and is a predicted model, not a curated record. Gene Ontology annotation, cellular component: membrane. Gene Ontology annotation, biological process: transmembrane transport. Gene Ontology annotation, molecular function: transmembrane transporter activity. Lineage: Eukaryota; Metazoa; Chordata; Actinopteri; Beloniformes; Adrianichthyidae.
UGGGACGGAAACCUCUGCAACAUGACCACCUUUGAUGACCUCCUGGAGGAGGCGGGGGCCUUCGGCCGCUGCCAGAAGCGGAUCUUCGCGCUGCUGUGCCUCGUGUCUCUGCCCUUCGCAGGCGUGUACGUGGGCAUCGUCUUCCAGGGCUUCACGCCGGACCACUGGUGCCGGGACCCCGCGCUUGCGGAGCGGAGGCAGGCGUGCGGCUGGAGCCUGGCGGACGGUCGCAGGCUGGCGGCGCCGCUGGUCAACGUCUCCGGAGAGCUGCAGCGCAGCAGCUGUGAGCGUUACGAGGUGGACUGGAACGUCACGGCGCUCACCUGCGAGGCGGAGGAGCCACACCUGAGCGGGAGGCCAACCACCGCCUGCAAGGAGGGUUGGGAGUACGACUACGAGGGCCGGCAGUCCUUUGUUACUGAGUUUGACCUGGUCUGCUCGCAUGGAUGGAUGGCGGACAUGUUCCAGGCCACGCUCAACGUGGGCUUCCUGGUUGGCAGCAUCGCCAUUGGUUACCUAGCUGACAGGUUCGGCAGGAAGAUGAGCUUCCUGAUGUCCACCCUGGUGAACGCCGUCGCAGGAAUCCUGGUGGCGGUUUCCCCGAACUACACGUCCCUCCUGGUCUUCCGAAGCCUCUCUGGGUUUGGAGUGAAAGGAGGCUGGAUGGCCGGAUACGUCCUGAUCACAGAGAUCGUGGGGGUGGAGUUCAGACGCACAGUGGGAGUCCUUUAUCAGAUGUUCUUCAGUGUCGGCCUCCUCAUCCUCCCGCUGCUCGCCUUCUUCAUCACUGACUGGCGCUGGCUGCAGCUCGCCAUCACGGCGCCGUACAUCCUCUUCCUGUCCUACUACUGGUUUAUCCCAGAAUCUCCUCGAUGGCUUCUGUCUCAGAACAAGAAGUCCCAAGUGGUGAAGAUCACAGAGUCCAUUGCCAAAGAGAACCGGAGGGUUCUGUCCAAGAACAUUGAGACUCUGACGGAUGAUGAUGCCGAUUCCAACAGCGCCUCCUUCAUGGACCUGAUCAGAACCCCAAACAUGAGGAAGCACACCCUCAUUUUGAGCUACAACUGGUUCACCAGCGCCGUGGUCUACCAGGGUUUGAUCAUGCGCCUCGGCAUUCUGGGAGGAAACGUCUACGUGGACUUCCUCAUCUCCGGUCUGGUGGAGUUCCCCGCUGCUUUUCUCAUCCUUUUCACCAUAGAAAGAAUCGGCCGGCGCCUUCCGUUUGCCUCGGCCAACAUGGUGGCCGGAGCUUCCUGUCUCAUCACCGCCUUCCUCCCUGACGACCUGUUCCUGUUGAAGACGGUGGUGGCCUGCAUCGGCCGGCUGGGCAUCACCAUGGCUUUUGAGAUGGUGGUGUUCGUCAACACGGAGCUGUACCCCACCUUUGUCAGGAACCUGGGGGUGUCGGUGUGUUCCACUCUGUGUGAUGUUGGCGGCAUCGUGGCUCCCUUCCUGCUCUACAGGCUGGCUGUUAUCUGGCUGGAGCUGCCGCUCAUCAUCUUUGGAUUCCUUGCGUUCCUGGCUGGCGGUUUGGUUCUGCUGCUUCCUGAGACCAGAGGCGUGCCGCUGCCCGACUCCAUCCAGGACGUGGAGUUCCCAGAAAGAGUAAAACAGGAAGCUCAGCGGAUCGUCCUGCUGCCCCCCCUCAGCAAAAACGGCCAAGGUUUGAGCAACAAAGACUCUGCGUUGGUUUAGCAGUCUGUGGAGGUUCUGCACGUCUCAAGAGGAAACCUGCAGCCGAGGCCCCCAGUACUCAGAGGAGAAAGAUCAAAGGCUUUUCAGGAAAGGCGGAGCUUCAUCGAAGCAACAGAAAAGCCUGAAGACCGACCGCUUUCACACUUCAUCCAACGAUGCUGCAAGGCAGCAACAACAACAAUGGGGGGCAGUGGUCGCUCAGAAAACCCCCUCGAUUGACAUUAACCACAAAGCCAGCGUUUUCUCCCACUCUUUUGUUGAAAUCAUGAUUUUUUUUUGGUGUCAGGUUCGUUCAAAUGUGUUCAAAGUUCUGCUGCUUUGGUACUAAAUGACUAAAUGAGGUGGAGGUUCUGAAGGUUGUCAUCUAUGUGUCACAAAACCUUGAAAAUAGAAAAUCCUCUGAUAUAAAUUAAGAUCUGGAAUUGAAAUCAAUGAUUUUUUUUGUUUUUCCUUAAAUAAAGCUCCGGUAUGUUCCUG